Molecule: messenger RNA, 4098 nt
Organism: Podarcis lilfordi (Lilford's wall lizard)
Lineage: Eukaryota; Metazoa; Chordata; Lepidosauria; Squamata; Lacertidae
Source: the annotation of a GenBank genome assembly
AUGUCUGAAUAUGGAAUAGCAGGUAUGUAGCAAGGACCUUGAAACAAAGUUAAGAGCCAGCAAGAUUGGAUGGCCCUCUGUCAUGGAUGCUUUAGAUGAGAUUCCUGCAUUGCAGUGGGUUGGUCUAGUUGACCGUUGGGAUCCCUUCCAACUCUACAGUAUGAUUUUAAGAUGUCCCACCCCAUCCUCUUUCUCCUUCCCCUCGCGUCGCAUAGACACGCACUGAGUUUUUUUCUCAGAAUGGGUUCUGUUCGGUCUGGAGAGGAAACCGAUUUGUGUGAAGUGUGGUCAGGGGAGGUGAGGGGGGUCCUUUAGUUUUGCUGAGGCUAAAACCCAUCGGGCUUUUAACUGGAUCCUGUCUCAACCCUGGCGAAAGGGGAAAGGGCUUCCGUCGAAGGCACCUUGAGUAGUCAAUAAGAAAGAGUGAGGGGGGGGGGUCUCAGUUUUGCCUUCAAGUGGGUCGGGUGCGCGAGAAAGAAGUUAGAGAGGUAAGCUGCAAACUCCGCGUAACACAGUAAUGCGAAGGGUACGUCAUGCGCGCAUCCAAGCUCAUUUGCGCGAUAUGUUCGUCCACGUCGGGCAUUAAGCAGAGCGGUUUCCUGUUGCCGUCGAGGAAUCCCAUCCUGCCACAGCGUCUCGGCGGCUUUGGUCCCCUGUAUCCCAAAACACCCGGGCACGGGUAUGCUAGGAAGGAAGGGGCUGUGGUUCUCCUUUCCCCGAGGUCGGGAGGAGACCGUCGAAUGACAAAAUAAGAAUAAAAUGGCGAGCACACUUUUGGUUGCACGCUCCCUCCUUGCCCCUGUAGCUUCACACUCCUAAACCUUUUGUGUGGAAGAACACCCCCCUCCUGAUUUUAGCAGAUCUUGCUCCUGGGGAUCCAGCUAUAUGACACCAUCAAGCAAGCACGUGACGUCAUAACCCGUUGGCUUUUGAUUGUGGCCUCGCAAAACUGGGAGCCCAGCCGGAUAAUCCCAGAUGGGUUGUUACUGAAGAGAGAACUGGCACCCAGGCCAAAAUUCGCAUAGGGGUCUUUAUGUGUGACUUUUGUGUUUAACACACCCGCAUCCCUGACACUCCUAGGCCUCGCCAGAUGACAGCGCUUGCCCUUCCGAUCCCCUGAACCCCGUGGCGUCGGAAUCCCCGUUGACCGGAGCGGGGUUUGUCCGGGGAAGUGUGCGUCCUCCCAGGCCGGCUGCCUUUCUCCCCGCCAGGAGGCCCCUGGAGGAUAACGAGGGCGUUCUCCCGGCCCGGGGCGGCUCUCGGGUUACCGAAGGGCGUGACCCUCGGCUGGCUGGGGAGCAGCGUCUGGCCGAGCGCGACUAUAACCUUGGAGAGAGCCAUUGGGUCGAAGCAGCUGCCGGAAGCUCAGAUCCCUGUGUGUGUGUGUGUGUGUGUGUGUGUGUGUGUGUGUGUUUGGUCUUUCUGGACCAAUGUGGGGAAGACACAGCUGGACGUCGGACCCUUUGGAGAAGGAGGAAGGUGUGGGUCUGUGGGGAAGGAUGGAGAGGGGCUGACCCGCUCCUGGAAACCUCGCGCGCAAGUCUUUUUUUUUGGAGUCCUUUUUUUGGAGCGCUCCCCCCUAUAAGCUCAACUCUCUUUGGGUUUGAGCAAUGGGUGUGAGCUAAAGGUGAGUAACGCGGAUGGAGCGCCAGGGAGCGAGCGACACAAGCUGCUGGGCAGAUCAUCGGGCUGGAGGUCGCCCACGGCGCGCCUCUGCGCCCCUGGAGUGCCUUGGAAGCGUCCUCGGCGCGGCCGGGUAGAUCCUUUGGUCAGGGUUUCAUCUCUUUAGCAGCAAGGCUGGCUUGGAAACGGCCUAAAAUCCAGUAGGCCGGCGGGGCGAUGUGUGCGGAGAUCCUAAGGGAAGGGAAAGAGGCGGAGGGCGGGGAUGAGAUGGGAAAGUUGGGCGAGUUUGGACUCUCAGCUUUGUGGACGGAUCCCAGGGCGCCAGGGUGGGUGUCAGGCUUUAAAGGAGGGCUUUGAAAACUGUGCAAGGGAGGAAGGAGGGAGAACCAUGCAAGAGGGUGCUGCUGGGCGAGCCUGAAGUGUGUGUGUGGGGGGGCUGUUUUGGAGAGCGUCGAGGCGAAGGCCAAACUUUUCGCUCAGAAGGCUGGAAAUGAUGGAGACGAGGGAAGUCUCAGGCAGCAGAAUGAGAGAGGGCAGCGGGUGACACAGUCCCACUUCGGUUUCAUCUACAUCUAUCUGUCCAUUCUGUACACAUUCACACACACGCACUCAUGCCCAAGUCAUUAAACACGGCAAGACCCUGCAAGCACCUUCCGUGGACGUGAGAGGCCCCACUGCAAGGAGUGUCCCUUACUUCCAAGUAAUGGGAGCCAGGAGACCUGCGCAUUCUUGCGCACAGCUGUUAAAACGAAACCAAUACUAUGCCGGACAUCUGAAAGCAAGGAAAGAAAAGAAAACCCAGGCGAUUGAAUAAACAAGGGCCGCCAUGGGACUUGUGGCUGGUUUGGAAAAGGGAUUCGUUUGACGCGAUUGAAACGACCCACCGCACACUUCUUUGGAAAGCCAGCUCCUCAUCCACGGAAAUCAAGUGGGUUUGCUUCCAAGUGGAAUCAGAGAGUGCAAAGGUGGGAGUUUUUUUGGGGUGUGUGUGUGGGGGGGGAGAUGAGGUACUGAGCGUUUGAUCUUCCCACCUCAGGCCGGGCACACUCUACCUGCCCUGUCCCCCGUGGGACGGCUGCAUAUACUGUACAAACGACAUGCGGGCGACUCCCUAUAGAAAGUGUCCGCCCCCUUCUCCGGACCUCUUUCGACCAGGUGUUUAGAUGGUGUAGCUGGUCCUAAUAAAAGCCCCCUCUGUGUUUUGGAGAGACUUCAAAAGACGUAGAAGUAAAUCAUUAAGCGCGCCGUCCUGUUCAACCUCCCCUUGUCGCUUUGGCCAAAUUUCUCUUGGCUGGGGGAGGAGAAUUGCACUCUAUAGCAAGCUUCACACUUGAAAAUGUUUUGAUACUAUAUGCAGCCAGCGAUUUCUUUUUCUGUUAAGGAAAAAAAGAAGGUUCCUGUAAAAAUAAACCCCUCCUUUUGGAAGGGAGAGGGAGAAAGAAAGAGACCGGCCAGGCCAAGAAGGCUAUUGACAAAACAUUAUUAUCAGAUGUGGCCGGAGUUCAGUGGAACUUGGAAAGGAGAUCGUUCCCAAUUGCCCUGAGCGCUACGAUAUUUUGGGGGUGGGGGCGGGCGGGCAGGAGAGACAGAGAGCUGCCACAUACAACCCAUCCAGUGUUCUUCUCAAAAAGGCAUGUUCUUAUUCUUUAGGAAGCAAGGCAUGGUCUCUUCGUGACUGAGAGUGCGGUGACUUGUUUACGCGGCAGUAAGCGUCCUUGAGUUAAACAGGAUUACUUCUCCUGCAAAUGCGCGUGGGGAGCGCAACCUUUCGGCACCAUCUUGUGAUGGAUAUGGAAUCCAAUGGGACAUGCUUGCCCCCUAAGUAGGCUUAGGGAUGCAGGCUAACAGGGCGAUCUUUUGCACAUUUACGCGGAAGUAAGUCCCACUGGGCUCAAUGGGGCUUAGUUCAUAGGGUGGCGGGAGAGUGUGUAGGACUGCAGCCUAUAGGCAGCGCUCCCAAAUGGCGCUAGUAUUUCCCUAGCGCCAGGAGCGUGACAGUCAAGUCAAACUUUAUCACAGCACAACGUACUACCUGGAGGUUUCUUCUUCAGUGCUUUGAAAAGGAAGCGGGAGCUAGUAAAGCUGGGAGCAGAGCAAGUAAAGCCUGAGAAGGUUAGAUGAGAAGCUUGUGGAUGACGCGCAACCCGAUCCUAUGCCUGCUUCUAAAGCAAGUCCCAAGGAGUUCAGUGGGGAUUGCUUCCGAGAAACGUGUGCGCUUGCAACCUGCUUUUAAAAAACAAAACAACAAAAAACAAAAUUAAACUCGUUCAAAAUUAUUAUUUUUUCCAAAAAAUCUUUUAUUUUUCUUCAACGCAGGGGAGAGAUGUAAUUUGUAUGAUUGUUCAGACCAACAAGCACUUCAUCCGAGACGCAAAUAUUCAAGGAGAAGAGGAAAAAUGCCAUCCCUCUGAGGAAAAAUCAGAAAUACGUACACGCCCAUACGAAGAUGGAAAGUCUAAGGGAGGGGAAUCAUAA